GGCGGAUGGGCACGGCACCCUCCCACAUUCAGGCCCCCUCCGCGGGGCGUGGGGCGCGGGGCCGAGACCCCCAGCCCCCACCGGCGCCGGGCCCGGCUUCCAGCGUGCUCGCGGCGGCGCCCUGAGCGCGCCAGGUCCCCUUCGUGCGCGCCCCCUCCCCACCUCCCUCGCACCUGCUCCUCCUCCUCGGUCCCGCCCAGCGCGCCGCAGCCGGAUCCCCGGCGCUAGGAGGAGAGAGGGGGCGCUGGCGGCGACACAAAGGGCGGAGCGGCAGGGCCGGGGCCUGGGAAGCAUGGACGCCGAGUACCCUGCCUUCGAGCCCCCGCUCUGCAGCGAGCUCAAGCACUUGUGCCGGCGGUUGCAGGAGGCGUACCGCGAGCUCAAGGAGGACCUCACGCCCUUCAAGGAUGACCGCUACUACAGGCUGGCGCCCAUGCGGCUCUACACACUCUCCAAGCGCCACUUUGUCCUCGUGUUUGUCGUCUUCUUCAUCUGCUUUGGCCUGACCGUCUUCGUUGGGAUCAGAGGACCUAAAGUGAUCCAGACUUCUGCGGCAAAUUUUUCUCUAAAUAAUAGCAAAAAGCUAAAGCCAAUUCAGAUACUUUCAAAUCCACUGUCUACAUAUAAUCAGCAACUAUGGCUGACAUGUGUUGUUGAGUUGGAUCAAUCAAAAGAAACUUCUAUUAAGACAAGCUUUCCCAUGACUGUUAAAGUCGAUGGUGUAGCUCAAGAUGGAACCACGAUGUACAUUCAUAACAAAGUUCACAACCGGACAAGGACCCUCACAUGUGCAGGGAAAUGUGCAGAAAUUAUUGUGGCUCACCUUGGCUACCUGAAUUAUACUCAGUAUACAGUGAGAGUGGGAUUUGAACACCUGAAGCUCCCCAUCAAGGGAAUGAACUUCACAUGGAAGACUUACGACCCUGCCUUCUCCCGGUUGGAAAUCUGGUUCCGGUUUGUUUUUGUGGUGCUCACCUUCAUCGUCACUUGUCUGUUUGCGCAUUCCCUCCGGAAGUUUUCCAUGAGAGACUGGGGCAUCGAGCAGAAGUGGAUGUCUGUCCUCCUGCCUCUGCUGCUCCUUUACAAUGAUCCGUUCUUCCCUCUCUCCUUCCUGGUGAACAGCUGGCUCCCGGGGAUGCUGGAUGACCUCUUCCAGUCCAUGUUCCUGUGUGCCUUGCUGCUCUUCUGGCUUUGUGUGUACCACGGGAUUCGCGUCCAGGGAGAAAGAAAGUGUUUAACUUUCUAUUUGCCUAAAUUCUUCAUUGUUGGACUAUUGUGGUUGGCUUCUGUUACACUAGGAAUAUGGCAAACAGUUAAUGAAUUACACGAUCCAAUGUACCAGUAUCGAGUUGACACUGGAAAUUUUCAGGGAAUGAAGGUCUUCUUCAUGGUGGUGGCGGCGAUGUACGUCCUGUACCUCUUGUUUUUGGUAGUGCGGGCAUGUUCUGAGCUACGGCACAUGCCUUAUGUGGAUCUCAGGUUAAAAUUCUUGACCGCAUUGACCUUUGUAGUACUUGUCAUUAGCAUCGUCAUCCUUUAUUUGCGAUUUGGAGCGCAAGUACUACAAGACAAUUUUGUAGCAGAGCUGUCCACUCACUACCAGAAUUCAGCCGAGUUCUUAUCUUUCUACGGCUUGCUGAACUUUUAUCUCUACACCUUGGCCUUUGUGUAUUCUCCGUCGAAGAAUGCCCUCUAUGAGUCACAGCUGAAAGACAACCCUGCCUUCUCCAUGCUCAAUGACUCCGAUGACGAUGUGAUUUAUGGGAGUGACUAUGAAGAAAUGCCCCUGCAGAACGGCCAGGCCAUCCGGGCCAAGUACAAGGAAGAGUCAGACAGUGACUGAGCCCCUUCCAGGCCAGUGAGGUGACAAGGUGCCUGGAUGCUUUCCCUGGUGACCAUUUCCCGACCGUCCCAUUUGACUUUUCUUCAGCAGAGAUUUCCUAUUUCUUACUUGUUUACAUUUUUUUUAACGGAAAACCAAAACUGAAGGCAAAUUUAAAUGUUUAGCUAAAUUUAUCGUAAUGAUAGCUGUGAGAAGAGAGGCGCUGAUAAAAAGUUUCAACAGCCAAAUCCUUUUUACAAAGAUUUCAGAUGAGAGUGCAUGUGUUCCGUGAUGAGGAGGAAAUUACCCAUUUUUAGUGGAGUGAAUUACACUUUUUUUUUUUUUAAAUCAUUCACUGAUUCCAGGUUCAUGGGCAGCCCUGCGACUAGGUCCACAGCAUGACAGCAUUACCCGCCUGCUUCCCUUCUCUAUGGUAGUUUUUGACUCUUUCAACUCAAAGAAAGCCUUUUCUGUGGCUGCUUCAGGGCAGUCCUUCCUCGUUGAGCGGCUGGAACCAAGUGGCUGAAGUGAUGGGUCACUUAUGUAGACUGCGUUUUGGGCAAUGUGUGAGUUACGACUCCUCGGGAAUGGAGGAUGCCUGGGUUCCAACCCUUUACAUCACCACAGGGGAAAUAAUAGUGUGGAGUUCUGGGGAGGGCUUGAUAAGCUGAAUAAGGAAAGGCUGAGAUAAUUUGCGGGUUACCAACUCCCGUGGAUAAGGUCUUAUUGCCAUGGUGCUUUUCAGGGGCCUGUGUGCACACACAUGACUGUGAAUUAUGUCCUAUGUCCCUGUGGCUGGUGUGGGCAGGAGAGAAACCCUUAACUAUUCUAAUAAAUAGCAGUUUCUGCAGUUCUGUUGAAUAUGAAAUGCCACAGAGUUUUGUGUUUUUGUUUUUUUUUUUAAUUAAAGCUAAAUGAAAGCCCAGGAGCAUUGGCUCACACCUGUAAUCCCAGCACUUUGGGAGGGAAUGGUGGGAGGAUAACUUGAGCCCAGGAGUUCGAGACCAGGCUGGGCAACAUAGGGAGACCCCAUCGGUACAAAAAAAAAAAAAAAAUAGCUGGGCAUGUCAUGCCUGUGUAGUCCCAGCUACUCAGGAGGGUGAGGUGGGAAAACUGCUUGAGCCCUAGAGGUUGAGGCUGCAGUGAGCCAUGACUGUGCUUCUGCACUCCAGCCUGGGUGUCAGAGCAAGAACCUAUCUGAAAAUAAAGCUCAAUGAAAGAUUGAUAAAAUUUUUUUUAUUGCAUUUUAGGUUUUGGGGUACAUGUGAAGAACAUGCAAGAUUGUUGCAUAGGUACACACAUGGCAGUGUGAUUUGCUGCCUUCCUCCCCAUCACCUAUAUCUGGUAUUUUUAGAUUCUUUAUUGGCAAAAGUGUUUAAAAUUCCUAUUUUGAAGCAAAAAGAAAAAUGUUUUAAAUGGUGCAUGGGAAACCUAGUUGGGUAGAAGGCAGCUUGUGCAGAAGGGGUUCCCUGUCCUCCAUGAAUCACACAGCGGUCAGGUCGGGACAACCUCCUCCAUGAAGUCCUUGGCACCCCUGAAUCUGUGGCAUCAUACGAGGCCCUGGAGCUUCCCCUUUUAGUCAAGGUCUCCAUACGGAAGUCUCGUGCGGACAUCUCCCUUGCUUUCCCCUUGCCCUCUACAGCCACACCUCUGUGAACAUCCGGUAACUGUGGGCAAGCUGACUGAUGCUGUCUUGGCAAACUGAGGUCCAGAGGAUGAUAGUUCCGAAAUGCAAGCAGUACCCAAUUUUUUCCUUCAUCUAUGCACUGACUCAUAUUACCAUGCAGAGCUUCAAAUUAUCAUUCACAUUAAAUAGUGCUAGGAUCUUAGAGAUCUUCUUGAGAGACUGUUUGUCAUGACUCUGUAUCUUUCCUUUUAAUUUAAACUUCAGUGAUACUUUUAAUAUGGAGUCCAUUCACAUUUCUUUAAAAAACCUUGUAAAUAUGAAUAUUUAAGACAAGUGUUAUUGCAAGGGUAACUCAAGUUUACAUGAUUUUUAAAUUUGCAAUGAUGUGAUGACUUUUUGUUUGAAAAAAAAAUGUUACCAAAUUUUACAACUUCUGACUACUGUAACUAUAAUUUUAUGUAAACUAAUGAAGACUUGUGCUGAUUAACAUAUUCUGUGAUACAGUUUACAACUUUUAAUCAUUAUAAAAUAAUCAUCCAUGAUUUGGAAUGCUGUUAUUUAUCAGUAAAUAUAAAAUAUUUGAGGCAUUUAGCCAUACACACACUAGAACAUUUUAAAACUUACCUUUGUCCUAUACUGUAAUUAUAAGCCGAUGACUAUUAUCUUUAUACAUUGAGUCUUCAUGGGAUUAUUUAUUUACUUUGUGUAACUAAGUUGGAAAUAAGAAAAAAGAAAGUACUUAACGGGAAAAUGUUUAAGUCAUGUAUUUUCAACUUGUUUUCCCUGGUAUAUCACAAAUAUUAACAUAUUAUGUACCCCGUGUAAAAUUUUGCUUAAACUCUAUAGCAAUUGGCAUGUAGAAUAUGUGCCCUAAGUAUUGGGCUGAAACACUAAAGUCUGCCAGAACUUUUGACAGUAGCAAGUAAAUUGUCUUCUGCAAGGAGAGUUUUCCAAACUGAAAGGGCUGACUUUCGUUUUUUCAUGGUAAUGGUGUGAAUAACAUCAUCUCUGGGAUUUUUUAAUACUGGUUCAGUCUAGGGGAACUGGAAGAUGACCAGAGGUAUUUCAGUUUCCCUAGGGAGAGCUUCGUUAUCCAUGUGGAUAAUCAGUCUGCUUGAUUUAUUAUUGAAUCAUUACAGCAGUGAUGUGGUGCCAUUUUUCUCUCUCUCAAGCCCCAUUUGAAAGGCUAGAGAAGGGGAGAUGUGUGAUAUUCAAGGGAAGGCUGUUACUGUACAUAAUUGCAGAUUGCAGUCAAAGCCUAGAUGCAUUAUGUAAACCCAACCCACUAAAUGGGGAGGUCACAAGACAGAUGUCACCAGCGUCAAGUAUUUUAUGAACUAUUUACUGAGGGUAGUUGUGUUAAAUAGGUUAUAAUGUGGUAAAUUAUUUCCUGAAUCCUUUACCAUAGGAAAAACAGAUCCUCACAAAAGGGAUGUCUCUCUGAACGCUUAGUGAAGAGGAGACUUAAAACGUGAAAGUGUAUUUGUGUAUUUUGAGCAUUUUAGAAACCAUUUGCCUUAGAGGUUGGACUUUUGGGGUGGAAAAAAAAAGAUACAAAUCUUUUCCCCUGGCCGAAGGGAAGUUGUGUUUGUCUGUGACAUCUUGUGAUGCUGUUUAUCUUGGUUUGACAUUGGAGAUACGCUGGUAACCAUACUAUGAAACAGAAGAAUUUUCUGCUACUUAAAACUGCCUUUUUUUACAAAAUGACUGUAAAUAUUUGUAAAAAGAACACUAAACCUUAAGCCCAAAGGGAGAGGUAGAGCUGUAUGUUGGGUUGCGGAAGGAGGGGUAGGGCCGUGUGCGAGGGUGUGGAAGGAGAGGUUGGGCCAUGUGCGCGGGUGUGGAAGGAGAGGUAGGGCCAUGUGCGCGGGUGCGGACUGUCUGUGGAGCACAGUGCCACCCCAUCACAGUUGUUGCUGUCAUCAGGCAAAAAUGAAUGAAUGUUUAUGCUAAGUUCAUGUUUUGCGAAUGGCUUAAUUCUGACACUACCCUUCUGCUAAAUGUUAAUAAAUUUUUAGUAUUCA
Molecule: messenger RNA, 5473 nt
Organism: Callithrix jacchus (white-tufted-ear marmoset)
Lineage: Eukaryota; Metazoa; Chordata; Mammalia; Primates; Cebidae
Gene: TMEM181
Product: transmembrane protein 181
Molecular function (GO): toxic substance binding
Source: RefSeq, a predicted model, not a curated record